Blumeria graminis f. sp. triticale is the source of this 570-nucleotide messenger RNA. NCBI's taxonomy places the organism in Eukaryota, Fungi, Ascomycota, Leotiomycetes, Helotiales, Erysiphaceae. The record is from the annotation of a GenBank genome assembly.
AUGUUAUUUCAGUCAGCUUUAUUGAUGGCCGCCCUGGCUACUGGCGUCUUAUCGCAGACAAAUGCCAACUCUUCUAUUGAUCCAUCCAGUGUAGAUCCUACCAUGAGAGGUAAGCCACAAUGGUGUCAAGGACAAUCUAAUACAUGCGGAACACUAUGUGGAGGAGAUCUAGAGGCCAACGAAUGCAAUCCAGACAAUCUCAUCUUUUCAUGCAAGUGUGCUUCAAACCACUCAGCUCCAGGGUUACAAUAUUACAAAGAGACUAUGCCGACCUUUAUAUGCGAGAAAAUAUUUGAUAACUGUAUCAAAGCUGGCGAAAACUCCCAAGCAGCUCAGCAGCUUUGUACUACCAACGAACGGGCAAACUGUGGACACCUCAGUCCAGAAAACUUCACAUCAAGUGCGCCCUCUCAGAGUAGUUCGGCAUCGUCAACAACCGCAGGCGAAGCCGGUGCCAGCGCCACUUCCAACAAAGAGUCCGGAGCUGUCUCAACUAUUGUCCCUGUUCGAAACUUCGGAACAGGAGCUCUAGUUAUUGGAGUUGCCGCAGCAAUUGGUCUCUUGUCUUAA